UAUAUAUAUAUACAUACAUAUAUAUGUGUAUAUAUAUAUACAUAGUGGACCCUUUGGAAAGCUGUCGAAAAUUUUGUCAACGCUUUUGUUUGUUUGCAUGAAGUGAGCCCACUUAGGGUUUUUUUGGCCUACUGAUUGACAUCAUUAUACCAUGGAGAAAGAAGGAAACUAUUCGGGUAAUAAUUUUGGUGGACUUGAUUAUAAUUCCAUGGAAGUUCAUCAACCAACAAACCAAAUAGUGGAUUACAUGCUCAACAAUAAUCCACCACUAAUAAACCAGCAACCGCCGCCGCCGCCGCCAAACUUCCCCGGCGGCUCAAACUCGUUCGACAAGUUGAGCUUCGCAGACGUGAUGCAGUUUGCGGAUUUUGGGCCCAAAUUGGGCUUACUAAACCAAUCAAAAGCUACCGAAGAAUUAGAAAACGGGCUCGAUCCCGUUUACUUCCUCAAGUUCCCGGUUUUGAACGACGACCGUCACAAGUUGCAAGAUGACGAUCGCAAUCAAGAAUUGAGGGACGAUGUAAAAGUGGGCGACGAUGACGAUGGUGGUGAAAAUGAGAUUAGGUUUGAGGAGAAUAUUCCGAUUAAUAAUAAUAAUAAUAAUUCGAUGAGGUUUCUAAUUGGCGAAAAUAAUAUCGAGAAGAGCCCACUAAUUAUUACGGAAGGUAAUAAGAGCAAGAGAAAGAGGCCGCGGAGUACGAAGACUAGCGAAGAAGUCGAGAGCCAACGGAUGACUCACAUUGCAGUCGAGAGGAAUCGGAGGAAGCAAAUGAACGAGCAUCUUCGAGUAUUGCGGUCUCUCAUGCCUAGAAUGGUUGGGAGGAUUGUGUGGGAUAAUUUGGUUAAUUACAUUACCACCCCUUGGAAGCACCCAUUGAAUAAGGAUAACGGCAAGGGGCCAAUCGACGGGGCAAACGAUUACUAG
Erythranthe guttata (spotted monkey flower) is the source of this 925-nucleotide messenger RNA. The record is from RefSeq and is a predicted model, not a curated record. Lineage: Eukaryota; Viridiplantae; Streptophyta; Magnoliopsida; Lamiales; Phrymaceae.